AUGCCAGCACCGAUGGACACCAGCUACCUGACAACUCAAGUCACCACGAUCAUCGGUCAAUUACACUCCAUAUUCGAUGAGAUUGGUGUACCUCGCAAUGAACGCGAAUCACGAGAAACAGAAUUGUUCGCGGCCUUGUCCGACACUCUCCACAGCCAGCUUCGCCUCGUCAACUCGGAGAAAAACCAAAUGACCGAAGAAGCCCAGAACAUUAUCAAGACAAUCAAACAGAUGGAAGCGUCGCUGGACGACGAGAAGGAUAGAGGUUACCACUUAGACACUAACGGCUUAAGAGUUACCCACCCUCUGAUCGAUUGUUUACGCGACCUGAAAGAGAAAUACAAUGUCGUGAGCAGACUUCAUCGAGAACGUUUCGAACAAGUCAAGAAGCUAGUUGAAGCUCUUGAAUCCUAUUCAUCACACCUCGAGUCAUCCUUUGUCAAGAUCCGGCUUCCCCCUACCGCCUCCAAUACGUGUCCUCCCAACUUCGAUCUGUCUCCAUCAUAUGUUACAAAGCUUGACGAAGAGUUCACCAGAGUGUAUGAUGAAUACAACAAGAGAGUGGCCAUGGUUCAACAAACCGCGGAGGAAAUCGUGAGACUCUGGUCGGAAUUGGGCAUUCCUCAGGCACAGACAGACUCGAUGAUUGUUCAGCAUUACCGCGAUUCUCCAGAGCAACUAGGUCUCCACCAAGCAGAUCUGGAUCGACUCAGAAGCCGUCGCGAUAAACUGCUGGAGGAAAAGAAGGGUCGUGAGAAGCGCUUGAGUGAGGUGAAGAAGAGCAUUGAAGCCCUAUGGGAUCGUCUUGGGAUCGAAGAACCUGAUCGAAAAGCAUUCCUGGCUGCGAAUCGUGGAUGUGGCCUACGAACCAUCAAUGAAUUUGAAGAUGAAUUGGCGAGAUUGAACGAAUUGAAGAGACAAAAUCUUCAUUUGUUCGUGGAGGAUGCCCGUGUCAGAUUGCAAGAGCUUUGGGACUCAUUGUACUUCUCUGAAGAAGAGAUGCUCGAUUUCACUCCAGCUUUCUCCGACGUCUACAGUGACGCUCUUCUGUCAGCUCAUGAAGCAGAAAUUGAGAGACUGACCACGUUGAGAGAACAACGAGCACCCACGUUGGCCGCUGUCGAAAAGUACAGAUCCCUGAUUGCCGAUCGCGAGGCUCUAGCCGCAUCUGCCAAUGAUGCUUCGAGAUUGAUGCUGAAACCACAAAAAGGGGAGAAACGAGAUCCUGGUAAACUACUCAGGGAGGAGAAGAUGAGAAAGAGAAUUGCCAAAGAGUUGCCCAAGGUGACAGCAGAACUGACAAAGGUCUUGCAAAAGUAUGAGGAUGAAUAUGGAAGACCUUUCCUAGUUCACGGGGAAAGAUUUCUUGAUGAGCUCGAAGAAGCAGAAGUUAAAGCACCACCACCGCGGUCCAAAACACCGAACGGCUUGCGACCCAAAACUCCCGCUCCUCCACAGACUUCGAAACCAUCGUCCAGCACCGCAAAAUCGGGGCCCCCAGCUCAACCAGGAAGUGUCGUGAAAGGUCCUGCACCACGAUCAACGGCGAAGACGCCCACCGGUAAUAGACCCGGAACAGUCAGACAACAGGCAGCACCAGCCCCCGCAGCAGCCCUUUCAUCACAAGUCAAAUCUCCUUCCAAAAUUCCAGCCCGAGUUCCACUUGGGAAUCUCAAGAAUGGCAACAACUCCCCUGAACGUCGAGCUAUUCCGCAGCCAUCUUCACGUAACGUACCUGAGCCUCAACAGAAUUAUUCUCAGAAUGCUAGAACCAUGGGUCCACCAAGAGCGCCCCCACCAAAGAUGAGAGAUCUCAUGGUUCCAUCUUCCGAACCUACCGUGAACUCGCAACCCCUACCUUCAUCUACCUGUCCCGAAAGUACCCUUUCCGCCGGUUCAAAUGAGAGCAGUCGCUAUGUUCGGCCCAUGAGCCCUGAAGAUGUAUAUGACGACCGAGAACGAAUGUCGUACAUGUCGGCUUCGCUGUUGAAUCGAGAUAGACAGCAGCAACAUUACCAACAAUCACAGCGCCAACAAAACGACACAUGUUACCAUUCUCACGUUCAUCAAUACCAGCCUUCUCACUCUUCAUCAGCUUCUAUGCGGAGCCAUAGCACUCGUCAUAAUCCCUCCGCGCCGCCCUCGACCCUGCCAGGAUCCCGCCAGACCUCCAACACUUCAUCGAACAUGACCACUGGUACGACGGCCAGCAGUAGUGAGAACUGGGAAACCUAUUCCGAUGCUUCUGUGAUGGAGCCCGAGCGAGACGUCCGCGAUCCCUAUUACUCCAAAGUCCACACCCAUGCUGUCACCACGAAUGCUCUCGGCACCAGUCAUAACCUUAAUGGGAAGAGACCAAUGACGGCGGCCGGUCCCGGUGGUGGUGCCUCCACAGGACAGAUGGCUCCUCCACCUGCGAAGGUCAGGUUACAGAAUCAACAUCACGGAUACCAGACCUCGCAUUACGGACAAUAUAGAGAGAUAUCUGACGAAAACAUCGAAGGAGACGGAGUCCGAGUCGAAGGCAGUGAUGCCGCAUGGAGUACAGAGCUGGAAGAGACGUACUAG
Molecule: messenger RNA, 2568 nt
Organism: Rhinocladiella mackenziei CBS 650.93
Lineage: Eukaryota; Fungi; Ascomycota; Eurotiomycetes; Chaetothyriales; Herpotrichiellaceae
Exons: 2
Coding region: 1-2568 (855 amino acids)
Biological process (GO): microtubule cytoskeleton organization; mitotic spindle midzone assembly
Cellular component (GO): spindle; mitotic spindle midzone; cytoplasm
Molecular function (GO): microtubule binding
Source: RefSeq, a predicted model, not a curated record